Messenger RNA from Paramecium pentaurelia, 2435 nucleotides. The record is from the annotation of a GenBank genome assembly. NCBI's taxonomy places the organism in Eukaryota, Ciliophora, Oligohymenophorea, Peniculida, Parameciidae.
AUGCAGAAAGAUGAAAUCUAUUUAAGAACUCCACCUAUAAGAAAGCUUAAUAAUGGACUGACUAUUUAAUAAAAAAUCAAUCAACUUAAUAAUAAGAAGAGUAGUAUUAAAUUUUCUGAACUCACAAAAGAAUAACCCUCCAAUUAAAAAAUAUCAUAUCGACGACCAAGUCUUCCUCGUAAACCAGUUUAAAGAAUUUAGUAAGGUAUUUACUUUCUUACUUUGUUAUCAUAGCUAUUACCAUACAAAGAAAUCUUUCAUAAGAGCCUUAAACCCAAGGUACAUACAGUGUAGUUUUUACUAAUAGUGCCCCUCAAAAAAGAGAUAAAAGAAAGGUCUAAACAAGUAACUGUGAUUAGAUUGAAGAAUCUAAAAGCAGUUAAGUAAGAAUCACUAAAGGAUUUUAUCCAUCUGAUAUUAAUAAUACUAAAUAAAUUCUAACGAGUAUUUUAUAAGGAAUGUAACAUAAAGUUUAAGCAGAAAAAGCUAUGGGUGUUAUGGGUUUAUAAGUAAUUCCAUUUAAUAAAUUAAUGGAAUAAAAUACUAUACUAACUUAACAGACAAUCAGACAAAAAGCCUUGUCUCAAGAUAAAGAAAGAGAUAAAUCAUAAUCAUUUAUAGAAGAAAUAGAGAAGAAAAUUAAAUGUAAAGUCCCACAAAAAACAAAAUAAAAACACUCUAUUAAUUUUAAUAAUAAUAAUGCAAGUCCAUUACCACCAAAAAUUAUGGCUCCAUAAAGUAGUACAACAUAAAUUUAAAGUAACAAUUUUAAAUUUUCAUUAACUGAAUAUUCAUCAUUAUCUAGAGAAUAAUUAUUCUAAACAAAAUUGUAAAAUUAUUAACAUUUCUUAUUUUUGGUUUCCACUUAAAGUGGAUUUUAUACAUUACCAUAAGAUUGUAUGAUUGAUUUGAGAUUUAAAAUAGGAAGAGGAAAUAAUUCUCUUUUAAUUAAAGAAGUAUUUAAAUUAAGAUGGUGGUGGAACUUUUAUAAAUAUAGUGAAUUAAUUGAUUCUGAAAGCAAUUUUAUUUGGACAUAAAUAAAAGUUUAAAAUUAUAUGGAUACUCAAAAUGCAUCAACUAAUGAAAUUAAAUCAUUAAUGAGAAAGAAAAUCAAUCAACCUUAAUCAUAAACUUAAAUAAAGAAGAAAAUAUAAAUAGAUCCAUUGUUUAGAUUAAUGAAUGAUGAUACUGAUUAUAAAUAAAUUGAAAGAAAUUAAAAAUCGUACUUAAAAUUAAUAAAUCAAAAAGGAUUUACAAUAUUAAAAGUGCAUUAAAAUUUAAAGGUUAUUCAUAUAUUUUAUAAAUUUAGAUUCAUAAUCAUAUAGAAAAGAAUUAUCAUUUAGGCAAUAAAAAAGCAUUAUAUCACAAUCUUAAAAGAUAUUAUGAAUUGACUAAAUAAGAUUUACAUUCCAUAAUACCUAUAACAUUUCAUGUGUAAAAGGGGUCUAGAGAUAAGGUUUAUUUAUAAUUUCUAGAACAUUAUAAAAAAUUGCCAAAGUAUUAUUAUUUUACUAUCUAGAGGCUCUACUUGGAUUGUCAAACCUGGAGAAUUUACUAAUAGAGGAACAGGAAUUAUGGUUUGUUAAAAUUUAAAUGAGAUAAAUAAAAUUAUAAGUAAAAAGCAAGUUCAUCAAAAUGGAAAACCAUUUACUUAUUUAAUUUAGAGAUACAUUGAGAAACCAUUCCUAUAUAAUAAAAGGAAAUUUGAUAUCAGGUGUUACUUUCUUAUCACCCAAUUGAAUAAUAUAUUUAGAGCAUAUUGGUAUGAAGAUGGAUAUAUCAGAACAUCAUCAGAAGAAUUUGAUCUAGAUGAUCCUGCAAAUUUAUAUGUCCAUUUAACAAAUGAUGCUAUAUAAAAAUAUGCUGAUACUUAUGGAAAAUAUGAAAAUGGUAAUAAAUUGUCAUUGUCUGAAUUUCAGAGAUAUUUAGAGAAUUAACCAAAGAAAUAUAAUUUUUAUAAAGAUUUAUAUCCUUAAUUAAUAGAGAUUGCCACAAUCAGUAUAAAAUCUGUAUAUUGUAAAUUGGCUCCACAUAAAAAAGAAUUUAAUUUUGAAAUAUUUGGAUUAGAUUUUAUGAUUGAUUCAUAAUUCAAACCAUAUUUAAUUGAAAUAAAUACAAAUCCAUGUUUGGAAACUAGUAGUCCAGUUUUAUAGAGAAUAAUACCUUAAAUGGUUGAAAAUGCUAUGAGAUUAUCAAUUGAUACAAUAAUACCACCACCAGAUGCAAAUAUAUGGCCACCUUGUAAAAAGCAUCUUAUUUUUUAUGAUAAUUUAUUAGAAAAUAAUAAAUUCUAAUUGAUCUUUGAUGAAAGAGAAGAUUCUGAAGAAUUGAUUAAAUUAUAUGGUGGAUUAUUGUAACAUGAUGAAAUUGAUGAAAUGGAUGAAGAAGAAGAAGAAUAUUAAAGUGAAGAUGAAAAUGAAAAAUUUGAGUAGUGA